Molecule: messenger RNA, 2546 nt
Organism: Micropterus salmoides (largemouth bass)
Lineage: Eukaryota; Metazoa; Chordata; Actinopteri; Centrarchiformes; Centrarchidae
Product: interferon-induced protein with tetratricopeptide repeats 1-like
Exons: 2
Coding region: 135-1448 (437 amino acids)
Biological process (GO): defense response to virus
Cellular component (GO): cytosol
Molecular function (GO): protein binding
Source: RefSeq, a predicted model, not a curated record
UUACGUGCAAACAGCCCCGCCCGUGGUUUCCUCUUCGACUUCAGUGAGAACAUUUAAAAGCUGCUCAACAACAUCCUUCUCAGCAAAGCAGGACAUCGUUGAACCCAUCGCAACGUCGAGGAAACAGCUUAAUAAUGAGUGCCGCUCAGAGUCCAACAACACUGGCGUCCAAACUGGAAGCCCUGCAGUGCCACUUCACCUGGGAUCUGGACCCCAACAGGUCCAAACUUCUCCGGCUCAGGGACAAGCUGGAGGACAUCGGCACCGAGGAGGGAAACAGCUGGCUGGGUCACAUUUACAACCUGCGGGGGUUCAUUCAGUACCAGCUGGGGUUCACAGAAGACGCCCAGAGUUUGUUCAGCAGGGCUGCAGAGGCCUUCCGCCAGAUGAGGAACUCAGAUGAGGGUCCCUGGUUGGUGGUGCACUACGGGAACAUGGCUUGGCUGCAGCACCACCUGGGAGACCAAGCAGAGAGUCAGGCUCACCUGACAAAGGUCGACACCCUGAUGGAAAAAUACCCAUCUCCAUCCCAGGACGAGCUCCAUCCGGAGAUCUACGCUGAGAAAGCCUGGACCCUGAUGAAGUUCGGCGCCGAUAAAAAGCGUCUGGCUGCAGAUUACUUCCAGAGAGCCAUCAGGAUGCAGCCGGACAUGGUGGAGUGGAACACCAGCCACAUCUUAGGGUUAGUGAGUGCUUUAAAGCACAGCAACACGGGGCUGAAGGCUGACAUCUUGGAGAACAUGAGACUCGCCAAGGAACAGGAUCCAGAGAACUUGUACCUCGCUGUUCACUACCUUGAGCAAUGUGGUAAGAAAGGAGACAGGAUUGAAGAUGAGGCACGCGAGUUAGGCAGAAAGGUUGUGAGAAAUCCUCUCGGCAGCUACAGCGGGAUGAAAGCGGUGCUGAGGGUUUACAGAAACUACGUAUCUGUCGAUGAGGCCAUUGAUUUGGCAGAGGAGGCUCUGGAACAACAUCCAGAUGAGCGUUAUCUGAAGAGAUGCGUGGCCCUCUGCUACAAAUGGAAGAUCAUUUUUUUCAGAGAGAGUCACCCAAAACAAAGCAUGAUAGACCGAGCGAUCAGUCUCCAUAAGGAGGUCAUUUCUCUUUACCCCCAUUCUUCGCUCGUGAAAAAAAUUGAUCUCGCAAACAUAUACGCAAAGUCCCAUCGUGACCAGGCUAAAGCUGAGGAGAUGUACCAGGAACUGCUAGACAGUGAUCUGGAACCUGCAGAUAAACAGAUGCUCUACAACAACUACGCAAAAUAUUUAAACUUCGAUCGACGAGAUAGCAACGGCUCAGUGAAAUAUCACAUGAAGGCGGCUGCGAUACCGCAACAGUCCUUCUUUCGAGAGAACAGCAUCAGAGUUCUGGAGAAGCUUAAAGACAGGAGGAGGAACCGCAUGUGCAGAGAAAUAGAGCUGUUUCUGGCAAACCUGCAAGAGCCGUAGUGUUUUUAACAGCUCUGGGUCAAAUUCCACAAAGAAAUGUAGGUAGUGCAUUACCUAAAAUAUCUUUACAUACAUUCAUAUCUUUACAUACACAUUAGGAAAACUUGUGGAAAAUUUUAAGUUAAAAUGGAAAUGACCCACUAAUCGCAGUGCCACAGGAAGUGAUGUUUGGCCCCAUUCAAUGCAAAUAAUGAGUGCAGAUUUACUUCACCUCUGAUGGCGAUUCCACUGAAAAUAAUUGCUUUUGUGCUAGAAAGCUGAUAAAGCGCCCUCUUGCGUGCCUUUUCCAGUGCAGGAAAGGUGAUGCAGUGCCAUAUACACUGAUCAGCCAUAACAUUACGACCGCCUGCUGGUCUCCCUUUCGCCGCCAAAACAGCCCUGACCCGGAUCGGACCACACGGCCAAGCCUUUGCAGUCCGUGACCCCGUUGCCGUUUCACAGCUUUUCCUUCCUUGGACCACUUUUGAUAAGUACUGACCACUGCAGACCUUUUUGGAGAUGCUCAAAUCCUUACGCUGCCCAUUUUAGCUCCUAUUUGUUUUUUGUCAGUGGUCAUGAUGUAAUGGCUGGUGGGUGUAGACUCCUCUACAUCCUAGAAAAGGUUUCACCAUAAAUGCAUUAUGACUUUCUCCAUGCUCUUUUCUUCACCUAUUAUAUUUAGAGUAUAUCCUUUAAAGGCAGGUUUCAAGAAGUUUUUACACUAUAAUUCAGCUAUUGGAAAACAAAGGCUGUUUAAAAUCUAAAAACGUUUACACUGUAUGGGCCUUUAAAUAACAUCCACUGUGGACAAUAAUUCAGUAAACUACAUUAUUAAUUAAAAGAUUUUGAUGAGAUGUUUUUUAAAACUUUAAACUAUCUAUAACCCUGCUGUUUACUAUAUUGUUAUUUUUAUUGUUUAUGUAAGAACCUAAUGCACUCUGUAUGAAAUCUGCUUUGCUGUAAGCUUUGGAGUAGUGAAAAUAAAACUUUCUGCUAAGGAAUGUAAUAGUUAACGAUGUAAAACCCAAAUAUUAUUGCCAGAUGCAACUGACUGAAAGCAUAGAAAGUUGGUCAAGUUGUCUCAUAUACACAAUACUAAUAAACAUGUACGCUAAGAAA